CGUCCGCGGCCUACUCCGGCUCCUCGCCAUGGCGCGGCCCCUUGUGCCCAGCUCGCAGAAAGCGCUGUUGCUGGAGCUGAAAGGGCUGCAGGAGGAGCCCGUGGAAGGGUUCCGGGUCAACUUGGUAGAUGAGGGGGACCUCUACAACUGGGAGGUGGCCAUCUUCGGCCCCCCGAACACCUACUAUGAGGGCGGGUACUUCAAGGCUCGUCUCCGCUUUCCCAUCGACUAUCCCUAUUCUCCUCCUGCCUUCAGGUUCUUAACCAAGAUGUGGCACCCCAACAUCUAUGAGACUGGUGAUGUCUGCAUCUCCAUCCUGCACCCACCUGUGGACGACCCCCAGAGCGGGGAGCUGCCCUCCGAGCGGUGGAACCCCACCCAGAACGUGCGGACCAUUCUCCUGAGUGUGAUCUCACUGCUGAAUGAACCCAACACCUUCUCCCCAGCCAACGUGGACGCCUCCGUCAUGUACCGCAAGUGGAAGGAGAGCAAGGGCAAGGACCGGGAGUACACAGACAUCAUCAGGAAGCAAGUCCUGGGCACAAAGGUGGAUGCUGAGCGGGAUGGUGUGAAGGUCCCCACCACUCUGGCAGAGUACUGUGUGAAGACCAAGACUCCAGCCCCAGAUGAGGGCUCUGACCUCUUCUAUGAUGACUAUUAUGAAGAUGAUGAGAUGGAGGAGGAAGCAGACAGCUGCUACGGCGACGAGGACGACUCUGGCAACGAGGAAUCCUGAUGGGGCCCUGCUGGCAUUGCAAAACUUGCUUACAAACUACUGAAUUUUACCUCAACUAGGACAGAAGUGGUUUGAAUUUAGGAUCUGUCAGCCCUGAAAUUAACUCUCUACCUCGCAGGGAGACUUGUUCUGCUGUUGCAAAGGAAAUCCUACCACUCUCUUUGUAGAAGAAGCAAAAAAAAAAAAAAACAAACAAAACAAAACCCAAACAAACAAACAAAAAAAACCCAAACCAAGGCAAAAAUCAACCCUGUUUUAUAAACUUCCUGGGCACUGGGUGGGGAGGGAAGGGGAGAAGUUGUGUUGGGGUAUCCAUGAACUCACAGAAUUCGUGGAGCUUGGUGGCUUUGCCUGGAUGAGGAGUGAUGACAGAACUGAUGCUUGGCUGCUCAUCUUUUUUGGGUGUGCUGACCUCCUGCAGCCCUGCAUGGGAGGAACAGUCUCUGGGGCAGCUGUGGACUUGUGUGUGAGCCUUGUGGAGCUUCCUGCAGCCUUUGGGGUGGUGGAGCCCCAGUGGUGGAGCCCUCCUUGGUGGGAUCCUUCUACUGCCCUUCCUGUGAUGCUGGCGCUGGGUCGAGAAGGGCUGGGACAUUGGGAAGGGCCAAGACAUGAGGCAGGAUGUGCUUGGCAGCCACUGCAGGGCUUUAGGGUGGGGGUGGGGGACUGUUUGUAGUUUUUAACCAGCUGGGAGGGUUGGGGUAGUGCUGAUGAGUCUUUCUGCUUCUGUUUUCCUGAAAAAUAUUUAAUAAAG
This is a messenger RNA of Indicator indicator, 1487 nucleotides long. RefSeq names its product cell division cycle 34, ubiqiutin conjugating enzyme (gene CDC34). The transcript has 5 exons. NCBI's taxonomy places the organism in Eukaryota, Metazoa, Chordata, Aves, Piciformes, Indicatoridae. Gene Ontology annotation, molecular function: ubiquitin conjugating enzyme activity. The record is from RefSeq and is a predicted model, not a curated record. Bases 29 to 736 code for a protein of 235 amino acids. Gene Ontology annotation, biological process: protein polyubiquitination; ubiquitin-dependent protein catabolic process.